Messenger RNA from Periconia digitata, 2353 nucleotides. Lineage: Eukaryota; Fungi; Ascomycota; Dothideomycetes; Pleosporales; Periconiaceae. The record is from the annotation of a GenBank genome assembly.
UCCAGUAGCCGCUCAAGGACGCAGCAAUCGGAGCCGUUGCUGUACUGGCCAUGCUAUGUCGCCCACUCUAAACGACGGCGAGGUCCAUGAGUGCCUCGGACACACGUUAGCGCCCGUUCCAUCUCUAGCUCGUACAAUGAGCCGAGGCUCUCACCCCCAAACUUAUGGUCGUGGCCAUCCUCCACGUUCCUCCACAUUUCCCCAGCAUCUCUUUUCCUCUCAUCCCACAUUAACACAUAGAUUCGCCCAUCUCACAAUGGCACCGGUUCCAGAUUGGGUCAAGCAAUUGAAGCCCUCGGGGCCUCAAGGCUCGGAGCUUCUUGCCACCGAGCGUGCCAAGAGCAACAUUCCGGUCCAGAAGCUACAAGAGCUAUUGCUUACAAGAGAGACAAUUGAGAGGCGGCAGAGGAUACUGGCUAUCCUCAAGUCUGAAAAAGUCUUUGACAAAUCCCAAAACUACUUCUCUGGCAGAGUUGAUCGAUUUGAGAGAGCCCUUGCGAGGGAGAAGAAGCUGCAGCUGCUGAGACAGAAGCAUAAUUGGUCGACCGAUGAGGUCCGAACUGCAAUGGAGCUUGUUGGAGAGCCUGGACCGUACGCUCUCCACGAGGGUAUGUUCAAAGUGACCAUUCGUGAGCAAGGUACCCCCGAACAACACAAAUUAUUCGGACAGCCUGCAGAAGACUACAAAAUCAUCGGAUGUUACGCCCAAACGGAGCUGGGUCAUGGAUCCAACGUCCGUGGCCUUGAGACUACCGCCACUUGGAACCCUGAAGACAAGACAUUUACCCUCCACUCACCACACUUGACCGCUAGCAAGUGGUGGAUUGGUUCUCUCGGGCGAACAGCGAACCAUGCCUGUGUCAUGGCACAACUUGUCAUCAAUGGAAAGCCAUAUGGUCCCCACCCCUUUGUCGUUCAAAUCAGAGAUCUGAAGACCCACGAACCUUUGCCAAAUAUCCAUGUUGGCGAUAUCGGGCCCAAAUUCGGUUACAAUACCAUGGAUAACGGGUUUCUGCUGUUCAACCAUGUCAAGAUUCCCUACGUCUCCAUGCUGGCACGCUUUUCUCAGGUUGACCCCAAAACGAACAAGUACGUUCGUCAAGGUAGCCCAUCCCUUAUUUACGGCACCUUGACCUACAUUCGAUCCACUAUUGUCAUGCAGGCAGGAUCUGUGCUUGCUCGUGGUGUGACCAUCGCCACACGGUACGCGGCUAUCCGCCGUCAGUUCCAAGAUCGGGACGCCCCAGAGUGGGAGAAGAGUGAAAAUCAAGUUCUCAAUUACACCAUGGUGCAGAUUCGUCUCUUGCCUCUCCUUGCAGCUACAUUUGCCUUGCACUUUACCGGCAAGGGUAUGCAGAAGCAGUACGAGGACAACCAGAAGCGCAUGAGCCAGGGAAAUGCCAACAAAGAAACGGGCAACAGAGGUGCCGGACCCGAAGAAACCCAAUCCGGAAGUGAUACCCUUGCGGAUCUGCAUGCUACUUCCUGUGGUUUGAAGGCGUUAUCUAGUACCAUCGCAGCCGAAGGUCUUGAGGUCUGCCGUAGGGCAUGCGGAGGACAUGGCUAUUCCAGCUUCAGCGGAAUUGGAUCUUGGUAUGCGGACUACCUUCCAACCACUACUUGGGAAGGCGACAACUACAUGCUGACACAGCAAGUUGCACGUUAUCUUCUCAAAUCUGCGCGUAGUGUACUUUCUGGCCAACCACCGUCAAACGACACCACCCGCAUUUUGUCUGAAUUCAAGUCACGCGCUAACAUUGGCUGCGCUUUCGAUAUUCUCGGUUCUGAUGAGGAUAUCGUUGCGGCCUUCGCCUGGCGCGCUUCGUUCCUCACCUUUGAAGCCUCCAAGCACCGCGACGAGCAAAAGAAGCCCUGGAACGAUCUCCUCGUGGACUUCUACCGCCUCUCCAAAGCCCACAGCCAAUACCUCGUGAUGAAGAACUUCUACGAAGCCCUCAAAAACCCCUCAAACACGACCCAACUCGACGAAGAAACCGUUUCAGUCCUCUGGUCUCUCUUCCGUCUCCACGCCCUGCACACCCUCGAGCAAGAAGGUUCCGAAUUCUACGCCAGCGGUGCGUGCAGCAAGCACCAAAUCAUGCUCGCACGCACCAACACCGUCAUGGCUCUCCUCAAGGAAAUCAGACCCCAUGCGUUGAGACUCGUCGACAGCUGGGGCUUCGAGGAUUGGGUGUUGGAUUCUAGCUUGGGCAGGUACGAUGGUAAAGUUUAUGAAGAUAUGUUUUAUCGUGCCAGCCAGUUGAAUCCGUUGAACGAUGUUACUGUGGAUCCGUAUCCGGAGAGCGAGGUAAUGUUCAAGAAGGUUGGUGGGUUGGCCAAGAGUAAGCUGUAG